AGGAGGGACGUCUAGCAGCAGCAGAGCCUUGGAGCGGAUCCCACCGCGGGGACGGCUGUGCUGUCAGCGGUAUCUCUUGGACUCGUAUGUGCUCAGUGCUGGAGCUCUCCAGCUUUUAGGCCCCGACACUUUAAUGGGACCCCGGGAGCCGGGCAGGAGUUCUCCGUUUUUUGCCACAAUCGUCUCUCCCCGGCCAUGCCACAAUGCUGAUGAUACAUCUGCUGGUGUUGCUGAGCCUGUUGGAUCCCGUUAGUCCCCGGAGCCGCUGCGACCCUGGCCAGGCUUGCGACCCCCGACAACGGAGGGACGCCGGGGGCCGCGGAGGAGUAUAUGAACACCUCGGAGGAGCGCCACGAAGAAGGAAACUCUACUGCGCCACUAAAUAUCAUUUACAAAUCCAUCCUAAUGGGAAGAUAGAUGGCUCACUGGAGGAAACGAAUCCAUUAAGCAUCAUGGAAAUCACAGCAGUGGAUGUGGGAGUUGUGGCCAUAAAAGGGCUUUUCUCUGGCAGAUAUUUGGCCAUGAAUGAUAAAGGGCGACUGUAUGCCUCGGAAGUAUUCAACAAAGAGUGUGAGUUUGUGGAGCGGAUCCAUGAGUUGGGGUACAACACCUAUGCAUCUCGCCACCACUCAACCGAACAGCCACUGCCAACAGGGGGCAUUAGCAACAAGCGACGAGCCAGCGCCAAACGCCAGUGGUAUGUUUCUAUUAAUGGCAAAGGCCGGCCGCGGCGGGGCUUUAAAACGCGAAGCACAGACAAAGCCUCACUAUUUCUGCCUCGGGUUCUGGGCAACAAGGACCAUGAGAUGGUGAGAAGGUUAAGAGACAGUCAGAGCGCACACCACCACACGCAUCACCUCAGCAGCCGUGGUGAAUGCCGAAGACGCCGGCAUCGUGCCAGGAAAGGCCGGGGCUGACUGAGCAGACAUUCAGAGGAGGGAGCUGACCCUGUAGUCCUGAGACUGUUCAGAACCAUGACCUUGUUACACAGUGUAGCUUGAUUUCAAUGGAGGAUGUGAAAAAACAGUCUUGAUGCUGCCUUCUGGAUUAGCAGAAGUAUUUGUCAUUGAUGCACAAAGAAAGAAAUCCAUAGAAGACGAAGAGAAGACCUAUAGCCAACUGAAGUGUUGCGACACAUUGGUUGAAUUGCCCACACAUGCACACACGCACACACAAACAUACACUUGACUUCAUGCAUGCACACACACACACACACACACACACACACAUACACAAACUGUGUAAUCUUCUAUUUACUGAUGUCUGACUUCUUCAAAAAUUCUACUGUCUUACUACUUGUUACUGUAGACAAAUGCAUUAGUAUAGAUUAACACUUCAAUCUAAUUUUAUAAAAAGUUCAAAUUUAGAACAAGAGACCAAUUUAUCUUCAUCUUUUCACAGAGCUACAUACCUUUUGACAGGGAUUAUUGUAAAUGCAGUAUACAGGGAUUCUGUAGGUUUUCAUUUCACUGAAAUGAUUAACAGAAUAUAAUAUUUUGCUACACGAGUGCAAGUGCUAACAAAAAUGAUGGAUAUUGAACAGAGUACGUAAUAAAUCAAAGCACUUUUUGUCAGAUUCGCAUUAAGACACAAAUGUAAAAUCAGUAUGGGAUGUGAUAUAGUGGAAUAUUUUUACAAUGUGAUAGUCUACUGUCUGCAAACUGAAAGAAGUACUUUGUAUAUUUUACUAAUGAUAUGAAUAUUUUACUAAUGAUAUGAGUAUUUAUUUGGUGCCUGUGUUGUAAGUUAUUGAUAAGACUAUUUCUGCAUUUUGCCUGUUGCUAAUUGUUUCAUAGUUAUCACUUAUCACCUGCUUCCAACAUAAAUGAAUAUUGACACAAGAAAACAAGUGGCCAAUUUGUACUUUGUUUUUUUUUUAUUUUCACUCCUACACAUCUUAUGGUUUUCCCUUUAAAAUGCAAAGUGUUUUGGUUUCCUCAAGGGGUAAAUGCAACUGUAUGAACCAGAUGUGAAGACGGUUAGACAGCUGUGCCUGUAUUUGUCUGUAACUUCCUAAGGAUCUCCGUACAAAUACAAAUCACAUCAUUGAUGAUUUACAGAGAGUAGUUUUCUGUGCCAUAAUCCUGCUCUGUAGAGCUGCAGUGGACAGGUAUGGGUGGUGUAACAGUAGGUUAGCUAAGUUUAUUACAACAUGCAGCCCCCCCCCCUAUCUACAUGUGACAUUAUCUCUCUCUCUCUCUCUCUCUCUCUCUGCUGCUCAUUUGUGAAAGUGCCCACCUGUUGCUGCAAUACAGCUGAGCAGAAACUAUAAAAACGACCAUCAAUGCAAAAUUCAUUACAAGAAGCA
Messenger RNA from Hippoglossus stenolepis (Pacific halibut), 2308 nucleotides. It is a transcript of the gene fgf3, whose product is annotated as fibroblast growth factor 3. Gene Ontology annotation, biological process: positive regulation of protein phosphorylation; fibroblast growth factor receptor signaling pathway; positive regulation of cell population proliferation. Lineage: Eukaryota; Metazoa; Chordata; Actinopteri; Pleuronectiformes; Pleuronectidae. The record is from RefSeq and is a predicted model, not a curated record. Gene Ontology annotation, cellular component: cytoplasm. The coding region runs from base 204 to 917 and encodes 237 amino acids. The transcript has 3 exons. Gene Ontology annotation, molecular function: fibroblast growth factor receptor binding; growth factor activity.